UUUCCUAAGUUCUGAGGAGAUAUGUAGACGAUGCGUUAUGCGAUUAAAGCCGCUUUUGAAAUGGAUUUCCUUCGCAUCCGUCAUAGUGAUUUCCAGUGCUUACUCUAAAGGCUGGAAUUCGAGUUGGCCAAACAUGCGAUACUUAUCAGAAUCGGAAGAAACACGGAGCGUUUUCCAACUUGGACACAUGAUUCGCUGUCAGACUGGCUGUGAUCCUCUGCGGUACAAAAGAUACGGUUGUUUCUGUGGCUUCAAAGGCGCCGGAAAACCAGUGGACGUUAUAGACAGUUGCUGCUUAAGCCACGACUGGUGCUAUGCUCGCUUGAGUUGUCCGCCUUUCAUGCUCUACGUACUUCGAUACGCUUGGCUAUGCAGGAGGCCUGGUUACGCUCAAUGUAAGGGUGGAAACUAUGCCAGUGAAGCUUACAACCGAUGUGCCUUCCAACUGUGUGAAUGCGAUCGUAUUUUUGCUAAGUGCGUCAGUCAUUUCUCCUGUCCGCAAAGAAAAGCAGUGUGUUGGUCCAAUCCAAUAAUCGCUAUUUCGAACAUGCUUGCAUCACUCACGUGAAGAAAAUUGUCAUCAGAGAAAAGCCAUGCUCUAGUACAAUGCAUCAUCUGAAUCCAGUAUGGACAUUUGAACAAAAACUUGUCAAAGCGUCAUGCCUUUAAACAGUGGCUGUAAUUAAUAUCGUUGCAGUGAAAGAAGCAUGAACAUGAAAAAGAAACUUACUCGUACAGUCCUGUAAUCAAAAGUCAGAAUGAAAACGAACCUCCCUUUUCUCACUUGACAAACAGCUUAAAUUUAGAAGAAAGCUGUCUUCAUAAUAUGAUCGAAGUCACUUUUUACCAUAUAAAUAUAAGAAUAUUUCUCCUCGGUCAUCCUUGCAUUAUGUAAAAUGUCUCUAUAAAAUAUCAAGAGUCAUUAUCACACGUUUAUUUGUAAUCCCAACAGUCAUUUCAUCUUUUCUUUCAGGAUGACCAUUUCGAAACUUCGACGAAUAAUAAAGUAUAUCGGUACAGGCACAUUAUUUUGAAAACUCUUUUGUAAAAGUAUUGAACCACAAUAUUCCUUACAAUAAGAAUAAGAAUUCGCGUUUGUUUGAUUAUACUAAAAUAAUUUUGUGCUGAGUUCUAACGAUGUUUAUAUGGAUGUCGAUUAGUAAAGGAUAUUGGUAAAUACGAAUAUUUUAAAGAUAAAUGCAGGGGUACCUCCGUAUACGUCCGCUUUGAAAUAUGUGCAACUUCUACACAUCCUGUUUGGAUACGAAAAUAUCUGUUUGCUAUACGACACAAGUUCGAUGAGUCACGACUGCGGGUCCUGCAUUUUCUUGGCUCUUUCGAAACAAUGCUACAUUUGCCCAUGAGCGUCAGUAGGCCUGUUGCAAUUAUUCACUAAAAAGCCCCCCUCCCAUUAUAACUCUCUAUUUUCAACUGAUUUUUGUGUCUUAUCACGUUAAUAUUUUUUAAAUUAAUUAACAAUGAGUUUUAAGAAACUCAAUGAGAAGAGUUAAGCAACGAAGAAAAUUAUUAGGAUCGCCAUGGAUGUGAAAAAAACAUUGGUGAAAAGUAUGAAGAUAGCAUGCAUAUCUGGGGCUUGGCUACUGCGUAUGUUAUGCCGAGUACAAUGGUUGUCGACGAUUAUGGAAAACAAAGACGAGCUAACGUCGAGAAAGAGGGGAAAUCGAUUACCAAAGAUAAGAGAUGUUGGAUCGUACUGAAAAAUUGCUUUCGAUCUGGAAGUGUGGAAAUGCACUUAUAUACAGUAUAUAUUACAUAUUAUACGUACUAUAUUUGAAUUUUAAUGUUAAACAGUGUUACAAUAAUAGCAAUUUAUAGGAUUUUUUUAUAAAAACAGAUUAAUUACUUUCCCUCUAUUUUUUAUUCGAAAAAUUCGUACAGUCCGUACGGUAGAUGUCCAAGAGCCUGGAACAGAUUAAUGGAGUAUAACCGAAGUUCCACUGUACUUAUUUUCGAAUUAAAAAAGUGAAUCAUUUAGAGGAUUUAAAAAAAUCAAUAACAGAUUUAUAUGCCUGCUUUAGAAGUAACUAAUGAUUUAAUUCGGAGCGAGAAACCAUUUUAUUAAAAAAGUAAAAAUCUAAAUCUAAGUAAAGUUUGAAAACUAGUUCAUUCAAACCUAACUAUUCAGCUACGUAAUUAUAUACCCGGCUAUCUCAUUACUUAAUUUCAGUUCAAAAACAUUUUGGAGAUUUUGAGUAAACAUAGCAUCAUCACUUCCGGAUUUUCUCUUUUCUGCGGUUUCGAAUUCGUAUCUAAAGUGUUUAAGAAACCCGAGUUACAUAAUAUGCCAUUUUAAGAACAGCAUUAAUAGUAGUACUGAUAAAAUAAAUAUUAAUCAAACUCUUUUCUACGGAAAAGUAUGGGAACAGCAUUUACAAAUAACAUUUAUAUUUAAAUUAACUUUACAAGUACUACACUUGGGCUGCUAUACUGUUGACGAUCAAUGCUUCGAUACAGCUUUGGAAGAUAAAUGGGAAGAACUUAUGACUGUGAACUGACAAUUCACAAAGCAAAAUGAAGGAUUAAUGCAGGAAAGUGAAAACGAAUGGACAGCGAUGAGGUUAACGUGACAUAAUACUUGCACACAUGAAAAACGAAAUAAAAAAAAAAAAUUAAAAAAUCUGAAAGGUUUUACAUUUUAAAUUACGUCUAAAAGUUUUUUUUUUUUUUUUUUUUUUUUUUUUUUUUU
Molecule: messenger RNA, 2707 nt
Organism: Stegodyphus dumicola
Lineage: Eukaryota; Metazoa; Arthropoda; Arachnida; Araneae; Eresidae
Product: basic phospholipase A2 caudoxin-like
Biological process (GO): lipid catabolic process; arachidonate secretion; phospholipid metabolic process
Molecular function (GO): calcium ion binding; A2-type glycerophospholipase activity
Source: RefSeq, a predicted model, not a curated record